UCUUUGUUUUGUGCAGAACGAUGUACAGGCGCUGGCAGAUAAACCUAGACAUGAACCGCAUAGCCUAAGCGUGCAAAUUAGCACUCCUCGCUGUGCUGCUUUGGCCCUCGGAGCAAUACAUUGGUACCAAGUUUGAGUUGACCAACCAUGAUUCAAAAUGGAUGCAUUGCAUCCCAAGGGUGUGCCCCUGUGAAUUCUAGGUCAUGCAACCUUGUCAUACCAACUACCUCAGUCUUUCGUUGCGCUUCUCGGAUGCCUGCUAAGGUUGCCGUCUCAAACAUUCGUAGCUUUUGGGGACAUAAUUUAGAAUGUAAAUCCUACUUGCCAAGAGGAAUGGCAUUCUCAGACAUUUCUGCUGCUUCAAGCCUGCUUUUAAGUGGGGGUCAAAAUCUUCUCUUUCGCACUAUCCCUAUGUUACCCCGGGUGCGCAAGUCUUAUUUGGUCCCUCGAGCAUCGAAGGAUGUCCCAACUAGCUUCCGUUAUCCUCCAAUGACCAAAAAACCGAGAUGGUGGUGGAGAUCAUUAGCUUGCCUUCCUUACCUCAUGCCACUUCAUGAGACAUGGAUGUAUGCUGAGACAGCAUACAAUCUUCACCCGUUUUUGGAAUGCUUUGAAUUCUAUACGUACCCUUUUCUUAUGGCAAUUGGGAGCCUACCAAGCUGGUUUCUCAUGGCAUACUUUUUUGUUGCAUAUCUUGGCAUUGUGAGGAGAAAAGAAUGGCCUCAUUUCUUCAGAUUUCAUGUUGUGAUGGGAAUGUUAUUGGAGAUUGCCCUGCAGGUUAUAGGGACUGUGAGCCGUUGGAUGCCACUGUCAGUCUACUGGGGUAAACUGGGAAUGCAUUUCUGGACUGCUGUGUCAUUUGGGUAUCUCUUUACUGUCUUGGAGUGCAUAAGGUGUGCUCUUGUUGGUAUUUAUGCUGAUAUUCCAUUUAUCUGUGACGCAGCAUAUAUCCAAAUACCAUAUGAUUAAGGAGGAAGAUGUAAGAAAGUUUAUCUUUAAUUUCUUUUCAUUGUAUCAGAGUUUUUGUUGAGCAGGAUUGAAAAAUGAUUAAUCUUUUACCGUUUGUUCAUGUCAAAAAUAUCUCCAUGAGAUUUCCCUUAAGUACAUUUUAUUUAUAUGGACCGACUUUAUCUGUAACCUCAAGAUUCAAUCUCCCUCCUCCUCCCUUAACAUUCCCUUCUAUGGAUCUCUAUUACAAAUGCAGAUGAUGUUUUUACUGUCUUUAUUCAGAGAUGG
Abrus precatorius (Indian licorice) is the source of this 1236-nucleotide messenger RNA. Its product is annotated as protein TIC 20, chloroplastic-like. The record is from RefSeq and is a predicted model, not a curated record. Bases 148 to 969 code for a protein of 273 amino acids. Lineage: Eukaryota; Viridiplantae; Streptophyta; Magnoliopsida; Fabales; Fabaceae. The transcript has 3 exons.